UGCUCUGCGCGCAGCAGCAACGCCGCGCCGCGGCCCCGAUCAGGAAGUGAAUUUGAAGAAAAUAAGCGACUGUGGAGGUAGAAUGACAUAGAGGGGGAGAGGUGGGAGAGAAGCAAGCGGAGAAAGAAGAGACUAACGGAGGGAAGGGAUCGACCCCUGUUUCUGGACCUGUAUUGAGCCGCUUCCCUCUGGGAUACACCGCACCGCCCAACAAAAUGCUCAUAAAGGAAUUUCGAGUGAUUCUCCCUAUCUCUGUGGAAGAGUACCAGGUCGGCCAGCUGUACUCUGUGGCUGAGGCCAGUAAGAAUGAGACGGGCGGAGGAGAAGGAGUGGAGGUGCUAAAAAAUGAGCCCUAUGAGAAAGAUGGAGAGAAGGGACAGUACACACACAAAAUUUACCAUUUGCAGAGUAAAGUGCCGUCAUUCGUCAGAAUGUUGGCUCCAGCAUCAGCUCUCAACAUCCACGAGAAAGCCUGGAACGCAUACCCAUACUGUCGCACAGUCAUCACUAACGAGUAUAUGAAAGAUAACUUCCUGAUCAAGAUUGAGACAUGGCACAAACCUGACUUGGGACACCAGGAAAAUGUACACGGUUUGGAUGCAGAAACCUGGAAGAAAGUGGAUGUAGUCUAUAUUGAUAUUGCGGACAGAACCCAAGUGGAGCCAAAGGACUACAAGUCAGAGGAGGAUCCUUGUAGGUUCAAGUCAGUGAAGACAGGACGAGGCCCUCUAGGACCAGACUGGAGGAAGGAGCUUCCCAACAAGAAAGACUGCCCACACAUGUGUGCCUACAAACUGGUCACUGUCAAAUUCAAGUGGUGGGGCCUGCAAAAUAAAGUGGAGAACUUCAUUCAGAAGCAAGAGAAGCGUUUGUUCACUAACUUCCACCGUCAACUUUUCUGCUGGAUUGACAAGUGGAUUGAUUUGAACAUGGAAGACAUUCGUCGCAUGGAGGAGGAGACACGCAAGGCGCUAGAUGAGAUGAGAGUGAAGGACCCAGUGAAAGGGAUGGUGGCUCUAGAGGACUGAGGUUGUGUCGGACCGUGAAUGCUGCUGCUCAUCAGACCAGUAAACCCAGACACCAGCGGAUUCACAUCCUCCAUCUGUUCCAACUGACACAACAUCUGACCGGCCGGUCCAAACCCCCCUCCCUCGGUACAAUCUGGAUUUCAGGGACCUGGACCCAGUAAACUCCUAGUUUUCAGCUGAUCUCCUCCACCCCAUCCCACCUCCCUCGAGUCCCAUCCGUCUCUAUUUGUUUUUCCAUCCAGCGUCCCCAUCUUAUUAACUGCUCUGAGGCCUCCAGUAGCAACACUAUAGAUCUUGUCAGUCAGUCCUCUUUUUCUCUCUCUCAGUCUGUUCUAAACUACAGAGAAUAGUGUCAUUUAUCUCUGGAUUUUAGGAUUUAUUUCUAUUUAAGAUAUUCCAAUGGUGUAUAUAUACAGUAUACAGUAUAUCGGGGAGCUGAAUAAUUGUAUUGAAAAAUAUAUAUAUACUGUAUAUAUAUAUAUAUAAAUAUAUAUAAACAGGGUUUUUAAAAUGAUUUUGUCUGUAAGUUUGUCUGUGGAUGUUUACUUUUUCCAGACCAAGCUGUAUCUGCUCAGUGUUGCGUUUUGAUCUUCUAUAUUUUUUUCUCUUCUUCUUUUCUUUUUUUUUUUUUUUUUUUUGAUUUGUCACAGUAUCUCCUUCUCUCCAUUUGUGUCAUGCUUUAUGCAGUGUUUCCUUUUGUUGUUCAAAUCCAUCUGCGAGUCUGUACCGCAGCUGCAAGGUUGGGAUUGUGCUGAGAUGCUGAGAGUGUUACAUUGUCUCUGCUCUACUCCUGAUCUACCGGCUAGAUUUUUUUCCCCAGUUCCCCCCCCUCUAAUAUGUUGAGGCAGUCAUUGGCUUUUCUGCUGUUUUAUGACUUUGUGUGUGCGCGCUUCUGUUUGUUUGUGUGUAUAUGUGUGUGUGUGUAUGUGUGUGUUUCUGGAGCAUCUGGUCAUAUUUUUUUCAUUUUUCUUUCACCAGAUCAUCAGUCUGUUCAAAUAGGUUUCUUGAAAGUGAAUUAAAAAUCACUUCUGAAUUCAAAUAUACAGUUAUACACACACAUAUACACACAUACAUACAUACAUACAUACAAAGAAAGAAAGAAAGAAAAUGUUUCACUCUGCAAUGAAAAACACACAGUAGACAACUAGAACAGCCAUACAUGAGUGUAGGACUGUUUUCUUUUUGUCUGACAGUCUUUCCAUCUACAUUCAUCACAUCCUUUCAACUGCAAAUCUAGUUAUCAUGGCUGUGAUUUUAACAAUGGCAGCCAUCAUAUACAACUCCCCCCUCCCCCGUUUGCUGUAGAUAGACGAAUUGCUCUUUAAAAGUCCAUUUCAAUUCUUGCCCUGUCACCCAUUCUGUCACCUCCAGUGGAUAAAUGGUCUUAUCCAGCGAUAGCAAUAACUACCAUGACACGUUGGUCUCUUCUUUAUCAUUACAAAUCUAUCUUACUCUACUGUUUGUUCCUGUCGUGAGAACAGAUUCAGUAAAGCAGAGCCCAAGCUGAAAGUCAAGGAUGGUUAAGUUGUUGAUUAAUUAUUUAUUAAAUGCUGGUUUUAUUGUGUCCAUCUUUGGAUGAGACAGGUUUUCUCCCGCUGGAAUCUGAAGUCUGUUGUUUGUAAUGGUGUGGUUUUUCGGUAUAUGCAUGAGUGUACAUGAGUGAUGUAUAGUAGCGUGUCUGUGAAGAGAUCUAAUGCUGGCUGGGUAAUGAGGGGAGGAAGUGAAGGAACUAUAGGAGCAAUAAAAGCAGGCACUUAUGUUCCUUCUUCCUCUUGUUGAUGUCUGUCUGGCCUCCUUUUUCCUCAGUUACAUUUAUUAUCCGCUUUUCUAUCUUCAUCUUUUAACAGCAUGGAAACUUUAUAGAGCAAGCAACAGAUAAUGUCAAAAGAUCAAUACUGUACCAUCAUGUUGAUUUCACCCCAAAUUAAUACAUUAUGAUGACAAAAAUAUGGCCAAAGACUGCCGUCACAAGAAGUAGAUAAUUACAAUUCUCCUUUAUUAAGCACUUAAAAUACAGGGAUUGAAUUAAUAAGAGAUCCAUAUCUAGAUUUUUGCAUAGAAGAUGUCAAAAGCAGACAUUUUGCACUAAUUAAUUAAUAUUAAAUAAUUUUAAGUUAUGAGCAAUAGAUUAAAUAUAGCUUUAUUGCUUGUAUUAAUUAGUAGAGUGGAAAACAGGAGGAAAUACCAUUUUAUAUGAUAGGACAUCCAAAUAUAUAAUUGUAAUUAAUAAAAUAAUAGAAUUUAAUCAAAUGAAAUAACAUGAUUUUACACAAUUCUAUUAUUAUAAAACAUAAUCAUACAUACGAUCAUAAAAAGGAAGCAUUGGCCUAAUAUUCAAGCAAUUAUUUUUAAUUUUCAUUACCUUUUAACACUUUAUUGGUGUGACCGGAGUAGCAACUGUAGCUUCUCCACAAUUACUUAGGUCAGUCUGGAGCAGAAUUACAGUUACAGAGUUAUUCAUGAAUCUCAUGAUGUAACAGAGCUAAGCCAAUAAUUAAUGGUUAAAUAAAUUAUAUCUUUAUUUAUUUGUUAUAGUUCACCAUAACCCUGAGUUGCUCAUAGAGCUGGGGUGUUUGGAGAGCAGCAGUGACAUUACAUUAAUUACAGUCACAUUACCGUGACAGUCACAUCAAUUUGACAUAGUUCCUAAAAAUGCAGAUGAUUUCCAACAGUUGUGUUCAUGUACACUACUAUUAAAGAGAAGGUCCAUUUUACUCCAGCUCAUUAAUUCAGUUUGUUCAGACUUAGAACAAAUCUACGUAGUUAGAGUUGGUCAUCCAGCCAGAGUCAGUUGUCUAUAUUCUUGUUUUACCUUCAUGACAUUUAACACCGAAAUGCAGAACUUAAAUGAUCCUAAACAUGAUAAUGAUAAGCAGGAUUGUAUUGGAGCAGCAUCAUCGUGCAAUCAUUAUCCUAUUUAAUAUGGUCUGUCUUAUAAGCCCAAGCACAGUAGCAAAUAAAUCCAAAUUCAAACUUGUGCUUCUGGCUUUAAGGAUACAAAGGUGAAACUUCCUUUAUAACUUCAUCAGCAGUAAUAUGUUUCCAUCCUGUGACUUUUUUUUUUCUUCCAUAUCUUUGUAUACCUGUGCGAUUAAAUUUAUAAACCCAUCAUUGCGAGACAUUUUCUGUUGCGUCCUCUUUAAAGAAAACACUGGCUCUGGAUGUGGGACCCCUCCACCUCUCUCUGUGUCCAUCAAGCAUCUCACUCGCUGUCUGUGAUGGGGCUACCAACUGAACCAUGGAGAUUUGUGGAUGUACUGUAUAUGUAUUGACUCUGUAAAUAGUAAAUAAAUUAAUGUAGAUGAACACAUAUAUAUAGAUCAGACUGUCCUGCCAAACCUACAGCACACCCUCUCGACACAUGAUCCUCUUAUUGCGUCGCUAAAUCUUCAGCAUCACACCGACCACCAAUUUGCUCUCACAGGAGGUAUUGAAUGUAGAGUUCUUGUUGCUGAAAUUUAGACAUUUAAAAACGUGUUCUUACAUAUUGUUAUGGAUGAUUUUGCUGCAGAUUUUAAGAUGCUCCAGCAAAGUUGUGGAUGUUUUUUCAGUACGGUAUCAGUCAGAUAUCCUGAAAGCAGUGAAGAGCUAAGUUGUAGUGUGGUUUGUAGUUCUGAGUUAGGGAGAAAAAAACAUUAAAAGCGAAGCAAAAACCCUGUUCUUCCUCACGAUUUCCUCUCCUUCUCACGUUCUUCCCUGACAGGGACCACGUCUCAUUGGCAGGACAGUGUAUAAAUAUAUAUUUUUGUUCUAAAUGUUGUUGUACCUCUGUUGUCAGUCUCUGAACAACACUCGCUUCUCUCACUGAAAAGGAACCUAAAACGGCAGCUUGGGUCAGUUCACUGAUCCACAUAAUUGGCUGAUGGUGUCGGCCCAAUGUGAAGCCUCGGUGCAAGUUCAAUUUUGCCCUCCCGUGGUUAGUGAUAGGGGGCAAAUUAUUCUACAUUUAGGAGCAGCUUCAGCCAGGUGCUGGAGGGUUGGAGUUUACAGCUACACAGAAACAAAAAGCAAGGACAAUUAGAUGUGGUUGUUUAAAAAACAUACAUAGGUCCAUUUAAAGAGCCUGAAGAUACCAUACAAACAUGUGAGAGAACAUGGUUUAACAGAGACAAUCUCAUAGAUAUCUGUUGUUAGAUUCCUCGAUUUAUAAUCAGAAUAUGAAACCAAAUGAGUCCACAAUCCCCAACUGUUUUUAAAGCGUUAAAUCUCUCUCUGUCUCUCUCUUACUCUCUCUCUCUCACUCCUGUUAACUUGUCUCCUGUUUUUCUUUCUUUUAUUGUGAAUUUGUGCCUUUUUGUCAUCUUAUCUUCCAAUAACACUACUGUACAUUGGAGACAUAAAGAAAUUAAUAAAAGGAAGCAAAGCAACUGUACAUAA
Thunnus maccoyii (southern bluefin tuna) is the source of this 5405-nucleotide messenger RNA. RefSeq names its product phosphatidylinositol transfer protein, alpha b (gene pitpnab). Bases 216 to 1028 code for a protein of 270 amino acids. The transcript has 12 exons. NCBI's taxonomy places the organism in Eukaryota, Metazoa, Chordata, Actinopteri, Scombriformes, Scombridae. Gene Ontology annotation, molecular function: phosphatidylcholine binding; phosphatidylinositol binding; phosphatidylinositol transfer activity. Gene Ontology annotation, cellular component: cytoplasm. The record is from RefSeq and is a predicted model, not a curated record. Gene Ontology annotation, biological process: phospholipid transport.